AAAAGGAUGAAAAGGCAGCCCUGGUCACUCGCCCCAGCCGGGGCCUCGGUUAGGGCAGCGGAGAGAGGCGACCCCGGCCCAUCCCGGGGCGCAGCCCCGCCUGCACCCCCGCGCUCACCCAGCAGCGGCCGAGCAAAGAACGGGCUCCAAAGGCCUCCGGACCCGCACAACGGGCAGAAGGGGUGGUAGCAUGUGCAAUCCCAGAGCCCCGGGAGCCCAGCCUCCAGCAACGACUCCCUGCGGCCCGACGCCGACGCCGGGACGCGCUUCUCCCGCCGACCGUUUGUAUUCUGAGCAGCGGGUGGAAGCCCGCCACGCACCGCGGCAGGACCUUCCAAGCUGCCGGCUCCCCUGCGCUCCUGGAUUCCCCGCUGCAGAUUCCACAGCACGUUCGUACAGAGGCCUGGGAAGACUGACCCUGCCGAGAGUCUUUUCUACGUCCAGUCCGAUCCCAAGGUGCAGAUUCGAAGUCUGCCUGGUUCUGAGGCUCAGAGGGGCUCGGACUGCGAAGUGAGAGACCGGGACUCUGUGGCGAAUCGUAGAUCGAGGGGAUAAAAAUACUUCUUCUUGAAGCGCCCCCGAAUACGGACGUCACUUCCGGCAACAAUAGGAAACGUCAAAACUCGGAGAGUCGGCCGCUCAGGCUGCUGCAGCCUGGGGCACGCUGAAUUCGGAGGGAUCAGGUGCUGUUUCUGGAAUUCUCCCCGACCUCACCUCCACCAGCGUGAACAAAUAAAGUUUGAACCGGCUUCUCCAUGGCCUGGGCACCCCUUCCCGGCUGAGCCAUUUUCUUUUUGGCUGAAAGCCCCCGCCCAGAGGCCGAUUCGUCGCGGCGGCGGUGGGGAAUCGCAGGUCGCUCAGGCUUGCAGAUGGGUCAGGGGCUGUGGAGAGUCGCCAGAAACCAGCAGCUACAGCAGGAAGGCUACAGUGAGCAAGGCUACCUCAGCAGAGAGCAGGGCAGGAGGAUGGCUGCCAGCAGCAUUUCUAACACCAGUCAUCGCAAACAAGUCCAAGGGGGCAUUGAUAUAUAUCAUCUUUUGAAGACAAGGAAAUCGAAAGAACAGGAAGGAUUCAUUAAUUUGGAAAUGUUGCCUCCCGAGCUAAGCUUUACCAUCUUGUCCUACCUGAAUGCAACUGACCUCUGCUUAGCUUCCUGUGUUUGGCAGGACCUGGCCAAUGAUGAACUUCUCUGGCAAGGGUUGUGUAAAUCCACUUGGGGUCACUGUUCCAUAUACAAUAAGAACCCACCUCUAGGAUUUUCUUUUAGAAAAUUGUACAUGCAGCUGGAUGAAGGCAGCCUCACCUUUAAUGCUAACCCAGAUGAGGGAGUGAACUACUUUAUGUCCAAGGGCAUCCUAGAUGAUUCACCAAAGGAAAUAGCAAAGUUUAUCUUCUGUACAAGAACACUAAAUUGGAAAAAACUCAGAAUCUAUCUUGAUGAAAGGAGAGAUGUCUUGGAUGACCUUGUAACACUGCAUAAUUUUAGAAAUCAGUUCUUGCCCAAUGCACUGAGAGAAUUUUUUCGUCACAUCCAUGCCCCUGAAGAGCGCGGAGAGUAUCUUGAAACACUUAUAACAAAGUUCUCACAUAGAUUCUGUGCUUGUAACCCUGAUUUAAUGAGGGAGCUUGGCCUUAGUCCUGAUGCUGUCUAUGUACUGUGCUACUCUUUGAUUCUACUUUCCAUUGACCUCACUAGCCCUCAUGUGAAGAAUAAAAUGUCAAAAAGAGAAUUUAUUCGAAAUACCCGCCGUGCUGCUCAGAACAUUAGUGAAGAUUUUGUGGGGCACCUUUAUGACAACAUCUACCUUAUUGGCCAUGUGGCUGCAUAAGAGCACAAUUGCUAGGACUUUAACCUUUAACUUCAAACUAAAACUACCCAAGGACUUAUUUAGAGGAUAUGGGGGUUACAUUAGUGCUGGUCAUUCUAGCCUCUGUAUACAAUCAAGCUUGAGUGUACAACCUUUUUUUCUUUUACUCUUUUCUUUUUUAGUAAUUUCCUUGGGGAACUAAAGAAUUUUGCAGAAUUUUUCUUAAUUUUGCUUAUCAUGUUUUGCACAAAGCAGAGCCAUUGUCUGACACAGCUGUUUAAGAAUGUUAAACUGACAUUAUACUCUAAAAAAGAUGGUAUAUUUGUGCAUUAGAUUUGCCUGAAAAACUUUAUUCAUUUCCAUUCUUUUUUAAAAUACCAUGUAAUGUGUACAUAUUUAACUAAAAAGAUUUAUAAUCAUAAUUAUUUUAUUGUAAAGAUUUUAACUAAAGCCUUUCCUUUUUCUCUCAAA
Aethalodelphis obliquidens (Pacific white-sided dolphin) is the source of this 2279-nucleotide messenger RNA. RefSeq names its product F-box protein 8 (gene FBXO8). The coding region runs from base 870 to 1829 and encodes 319 amino acids. Lineage: Eukaryota; Metazoa; Chordata; Mammalia; Artiodactyla; Delphinidae. Gene Ontology annotation, biological process: regulation of ARF protein signal transduction. The transcript is spliced from 6 exons. The record is from RefSeq and is a predicted model, not a curated record. Gene Ontology annotation, molecular function: guanyl-nucleotide exchange factor activity; protein binding.